AUGCUCACCUUCACUCCCCACCUCGCCAUGCUCGCCAGUCUCCUCGCCGUCACCAUCUUACCCGCGUCCACAAUAGCCGCCGCCGCCGUCGAGGCCAAAGGUUUUAAUCCGCUCAAUAGCAUUUCUGGACACAGACUCGGAGGACUCGGAGGCAAGAGGCAGAUGUUCGAAAGAGACGAGAUAGACGAGCAAUCCGGGGUGCCAGGAACGAUUGAUAUCCAACUCAGUGGGUGGCUCUGCUACAUCCCUCUUUCUCAACAUCAGUACUUUGACUCUGGACGAAUCGUACACGGACGGGACGCACUUGAUCAUGGCUCAGUCUACCGCGUCCCUUCCAUUUGUGUUGAAUGCGGCUCCGGGGGUAGGGUCUCUCUCCACGUAGCAGAUUUCCCGGCCUCCGGCCUCUGCGUCACCGCCAGUCUGGUCAAAGCACAGCCCUUCACAGUAGAACGUUGCUCCAACUCCAAGGACGCCAACGCGCACAAGACACAAGUUUUCCGGUAUAACAAGCAGACGGGGGUUAUCCAAGCACUACGGCCCACUGGCUCUACUCCCUCCGGCGACGCGCUGACUGGACCCUACCGCGGUCGUACUCUUACGUUCGUCCCGGGUGUAGCGAAGACCGAGGAUGGCAAAGACUCUUCUUCGAGCACGGCGAAUACCGCAACGGAGGCAGAGGCGGAGGCGGAGACAGGCGCGCAGUCCGGCUCUAGCAGCUCGACCCAAUGA
Laccaria bicolor S238N-H82 is the source of this 729-nucleotide messenger RNA. RefSeq lists its product as uncharacterized. The record is from RefSeq and is a predicted model, not a curated record. Bases 1 to 729 code for a protein of 242 amino acids. The transcript has 2 exons. NCBI's taxonomy places the organism in Eukaryota, Fungi, Basidiomycota, Agaricomycetes, Agaricales, Hydnangiaceae.